AUGUCCACCCACCUCUCCGCCCCCUCCUCCUCCGGCCUCGUUGCGACAACAAACAAUCGCAGCACGAACCGGUACUCGGUGCUGCAGUCCCUCAUCGCAGACCAGGAUACAGAUAUCGAGGAUGAAUUGGCAAGAGCCCAGAAACGCUUGCGAGACCUCAAAGCGCGCAUCUCGGCACAGUCGAAGAAGAACUUUGUGUUGGAGCGGGACGUGCGGUACCUCGACAGUCGGAUAGCGUUGCUCAUCCAGAAUCGAAUGGCGCUGGACAAGCGAGAAGAGGUCAAGGAGCACUUUCAGGACAUCGACAAGGGCGAUGAGAUCGAGAUGGACGAGCGGCGGCAGCAGCAAUACUCGAACCUCUUCAUCCUCCUCCAAUCCGAACCCCGACACAUCGCCUCCCUCUGCCGCCUCGUCUCGCUCAGCGAAAUUGACACGCUCCUCCAAACGGUCAUGUUCACGCUGUACGGGAAUCAGUACGAGUCGCGGGAAGAGCACCUGCUGUUGACGGUGUUCCAGUCUGUCCUCGCCGCCCAAUUCGAGACCGCAACCAAAUUUGGCUCUCUCCUCCGUGCCAACACGCCCGUCUCCCGCAUGAUGACCACUUACACGCGACGAGGACCUGGCCAGAGCUACCUCAAGAGCGUCCUGGCGGAGCGGAUCAACAGCUUGAUCGAGCACAAGGAUUUGAACCUCGAGAUCAACCCGCUCAAGCUGACGAGGGCGGGAGCGGGCACCGACAAGGCGCUCGCAUCGCUCGAGGUCGUUGUCGAUGAGCUCGACUCGCUAGCGGGUCUGGCUCCUCCCACGCCCAAACCGACCACUCCGACACGCCCUGCGACAAACACAAGGGUCAGCAAGGCGCCCAUCUCCGACAAAUUGUCCCCGAAGUCGACGUGCUCCGACGCGAAGGCCCCGCCCUCGGACCCUCCCCUGACCGCCAGGACGCUCGAAACCGUCCUUCAGACCGCCCUACUGCCCGUCUACGCCUGUCUCGACACCCUCGAGGCGUCACGAGCCGCCGCGGUGUUGCUGCCAACCCCGCCCUCAUCUCCCCCACAACCAGCCGCAGACAACGACGAGGUCGCCAACGCCUCCCAUCUCGUCCACCUGUAUGCUAAGCCCGACCUCACCGUCCUGAAGGUCCGCCAAGCCCUCCGGAUUCCCGUCACUAUCCCGAUACGACAGAUGAGAAAAGGCGACGUACUCAUUCACCUCCCGAACGCAAUCGCCGCAUCCUGCCUCCGACUUGCCUGCCUCGACGCCGGCUUCGCGCCCGCCACACCUAUCGCGCUGUUUGCAGCGGUAGUACAUGGUCUGCCAAUGACGGAGGAGGCCAAAGACCGGCUCAUCGAGACGGUGGAGGAACGGGUGAAAGAAGUCGGGGUCGUGCGCUCGGUUCGUCGGCUCCCGUCGAGGAGAGGAGGAGCGUUGUGCGGGUCUGCCGUUGUCGUCCUAUGGAACAACGAGGCUGUCAGCAGUCUCCUCAAUGACGAAGGACGGCUCUGCAUCGACACGGUGACGUCCGUGAGGUGUGAGAGGGCGAGAGGGAAGAAAGAGAUGACCCACGAGAAGGGAGCAGGACAGCCGGCGGGACGGACGGUGGACGGCGCGCAGGGGGCACAGAGCGAGACGAAGAGCACGCUGAAGGGAGCAGCGGGUGCUCAGGAGCUGAAGAAGCGAGGAGAAGGCGAAGAGGAGGAGGCCAAGGACGAGCCGGCUCGCGCGAAACUCGCUAAGUCCGGCGGCGGCAUGCUCGCAACUUCGCCCUCGCCCGACGGGAAUGGACGCAAAUCGCCCGUUACAACCACUACAACAGUCUCUACACCUGCGAACCCCUUCGAGCCAGUCCUGCCGCCCGAGCUCGCCAGCUUCUCCAUCGAGUGA
Molecule: messenger RNA, 1884 nt
Organism: Rhodotorula toruloides NP11
Lineage: Eukaryota; Fungi; Basidiomycota; Microbotryomycetes; Sporidiobolales; Sporidiobolaceae
Product: Ras GTPase-activating protein
Exons: 7
Coding region: 1-1884 (627 amino acids)
Biological process (GO): regulation of GTPase activity; regulation of actin cytoskeleton organization
Cellular component (GO): cell cortex
Molecular function (GO): GTPase activator activity
Source: RefSeq, a predicted model, not a curated record